This is a messenger RNA of Trematomus bernacchii (emerald rockcod), 3246 nucleotides long. RefSeq names its product thrombospondin type-1 domain-containing protein 4-like. Gene Ontology annotation, biological process: extracellular matrix organization. The transcript has 18 exons. Gene Ontology annotation, molecular function: metalloendopeptidase activity. The coding region runs from base 295 to 3246 and encodes 983 amino acids. NCBI's taxonomy places the organism in Eukaryota, Metazoa, Chordata, Actinopteri, Perciformes, Nototheniidae. Gene Ontology annotation, cellular component: extracellular matrix. The record is from RefSeq and is a predicted model, not a curated record.
UUUGAGCGUAAAAUGAGCAGAACCGCCGGAAUCCCCACGAUGACCGAGGUCAGGACUCUCUACCGCACCGGGAUUUGAUUCACUGCUCUGGAUACGGAUUUACUCAUUUACCGGUAAAUGGCUUAAUCCAAAAUCUCCGGCGGGACGCUCUGAAUCUGCACCUGGAUUAAAGUUUCGAGCAUGAGGAUACCUGCGCGUGGAUAGUUGGAUACACUGGAUUAAAAGUGAAGUGUAGUAGGAAACACUCCACCAAAACAUUUAUAACCUGCAGUGUGCUUCAGGAAUCCAGGAGCUAUGCAGGAAGCCUGUGUCUGGAUUUCCAGAGCUUCUGUCCUCCUGCUGCUGCUUUGGUCCGACCUCCUGCACUGCCAACACACCACAGACCACAGGAAGGUUUCUCAGAGGCCAGAGCCCCAACAGGAGUUCAGGGCCGAGCAUGGAGAAGUUCAGGGAUCCUGGGGUGCCUGGGGCUCCUGGUCAGCCUGCUCCAGGACCUGUGGAAAAGGAGUUCAGGAGCAGAGUCGGCCCUGUCUGCCUGUUUACACGCCGUCACAAUACCCCUCCAGAAGAGAGGGUGUUCACCCCCAGCAACCGGGACACAUCAUCUCGGCGCUGAGGCCGACCGUUCCUCUGCACCGCAGCGCAGGGAGGAGUGCAAACAGCAGCAGGAGAGGAGAUCUGAGGCAGGGGAAGGAGGCGAGGCCUGGAGGACGGAGGAGGGUCCCUCACAUCGUCCCGGGGCGGUACGGCUACGGGUCGGCUCCUCAUGUUGCUCCUCUGCAGACGCACCCGGGUCGGAGCUCAGAGACGACUCGCCCUCACAGACAGAGACGCUCCCCUGCAGCUGAAGCCCGUCACCACCAGCACCAACAACAACAACAACAACAACAACAACAACACCACCAACACCAUUCCCCCACUGCAGACCACAACCAGAACCCCUCAAACAGCCUCCAUCACCCCGGCAGACCCUUCAUGCCACCCAGGAAUAACCAGGUCUGGGCCCCCCUCUACCAGCCGGGCUCUGGCCCCCAGACUCAGGACCAGCAGGGGCCCGGAUCCAGCCUCCAGACCUCUGGAUCCCCCCCGGAGAGACCCUACAGCCCCCUGCCCGGCUCCUCCUGCAGCGGGGAGCAGGCGCACCACAGGGUCUGCAACAGCAACGCCUGCCCUCCAUCCAGCAAACACAUCCGGGCUGUUCAGUGUUCUUCACACAACAACAAACCUUUCAUGGGCAGACUGUACGAGUGGGAACCUUUCAACGAGGUCCCCGAGGAUCAGCACUGUGAACUGAACUGCCGAGCCGUUGGGUUCAGGUUCUAUGUUCGACAGUCAGAGAAAGUGACGGACGGGACACCGUGCGGACAGAACGAAACUUCUCUCUGCGUAGCGGGAAAAUGUUCGGGUCUGGGCUGCGAUGAGUACCUGGGAUCAGGAAAGGUGAUGGACAGGUGCGGUGUGUGUGGAGGAGAAAACACAACCUGCAGGCUCGUCUCUGGAGUCUUCAAACACAGUUUAACUAAGAUCGGCUACCACAAGAUAGUGGAGAUCCCAGAGGGAGCCACCAAGAUCAACGUGACAGAGAUGGUGAAGAGCAGGAACUACCUAGCUCUCCGCAGCCGAUCGGGGCGAUCCAUCAUUAAUGGAAACUGGGCGAUCGACCGGCCAGGGAAGUAUGAGGGAGCGGGAACCAUGUUCACAUACCGGCGGCCCAACGAGAUCAGAAGCACCGCCGGGGAGUCCUUCCUCGCUGAAGGGCCCACAAACGAGAUCCUGGACGUUUAUAUGAUCUUCCAGCAGCCAAACCCUGGUAUUCACUAUGAGUACACAAUCCCUGAGAAACCAGUGGAUCCUCAGCCACCCAACCACAGACCAGAAGGGAACGCUGUGAAUGGACAGGGAGGAUACGACAUUCACAGAAACACUCACCAGGAAAACUACAAUCCAGCAGGGGGGGGUCGGGACCCUCCUCGCCUCCCAGAUAAUCAGGUUCCUGCUGUGCAGCCGCCCAGACGCAGAGACUACAACUGGAAGAUAUCUGGAACUACAGAGUGCAGCGCCUCCUGUGGGAAAGGAUUCAGAUACUCCAUCUUCCACUGUGUGUCCCGGCUGAACCAGGGCCAGGUGUCCGAGGCUCUGUGUGACAGCAGCAGCAAACCCUCUCCACAGGAAGAGGCCUGCAACCUGCAGCCCUGCCCCGCAUUCUGGGACAUUGGGGAGUGGUCAGAGUGCAGUACGACGUGCGGGCUGGGCAUGCAGCACCGGCAGGUUUUGUGUCGGCAGAUUUACGCCAACCGCACCCUGAACGUUCACACGAGCCGCUGCGAACACUUAGAGCGACCGGAGAUCACCAGCAGCUGCCAGCUGAAGAUCUGCAGCGAGUGGCAGGUCCGCUCAGAGUGGAGCGCGUGCUCGGUGCCCUGUGGUCUGGGUCAGAGGUCACGAGAGGUUCGCUGUGUCAGCAACGUGGGCGACUUUGUUCCUGACGAGGAGUGCAACAUGAAUCUGAGGCCGGUCGAUGUGGAGAACUGCGACAUGGGGUCCUGCGCCAAGAGCUGGUUCUACACCGAGUGGGGGAACAGGUGCUCGGCUGAGUGUGGGAUGGGUGUUCGGACGCGAGGAAUUCUCUGCCUCACGAACCACGUCAGCGGUCUCCCUCUCGAGGGCUGCGGCAGCGAGAGACCCCAAAACUCUCAGGUCUGCAACAGCGGAGCUUGUGAGAACCGCAUCGAGUGGUUCACGGGCCCCUGGAGCCAGUGCUCAGCAGAGUGCGGUGCAGGCAGCCAUCAGAGGGCCGUGGUGUGUUUGAUGAAGUCGGAGGAAGGACUCUCCGUCGUUCCUCCGUACGAGUGCUCUUCUCUGGACCGACCCCUCGGCCAGCAGAGCUGCACCCUGAAGGCCUGCGGAGCAAAGUGGUUCCACACGGACUGGAGCGCUUGUUCAAAAACCUGUGAGGGCGGUUUCCGUGUGCGGGAGGUUCGCUGCCUGUCGGACGACUCGCUGCCGAGCGACGCCUGUGAUCAGAAACUGAAACCUGGAGGGAGAGAGGACUGCAGCCCGGAGCCCUGCACGCCAAACAUAGAUGAGAACUGCAGAGAUAAGUACUUCAACUGUAACGUGGUGGUCCAGGCUCGGCUCUGCGUCUACGAUUACUACAAAACCUCCUGCUGUGCGUCCUGUUCCCGAGUCGCCCAAAAACAAAAACAGUCCGUCCAGAGACAGUCCGUCCAGAGGAGCCGCAGCUAA